AUGCUCAGACAGUCCUCUCUCAGCGUUCGCACGGAGUCUCCAUCGAUUCGUCAUUCCUCAGCUACUGGACCCUCCUUUGGAAUCGCCUCACCUGACACUGUAUUUUUGCUGCGAGAAAGUACAACAAAGCAACAAAAACACGUGCUCAUUUUCGGUAUUUCUCGGGCGGUUCAAAACGUAGAUACAAUUUGGUUGGAAAGCUCACUCAAGCACUGCUCAUCAGACCAAACAGUGGUACUGAUUAAAUCUCGGAGAAAUAUCCCUGUUUGA
Molecule: messenger RNA, 270 nt
Organism: Opisthorchis viverrini
Lineage: Eukaryota; Metazoa; Platyhelminthes; Trematoda; Opisthorchiida; Opisthorchiidae
Exons: 2
Coding region: 1-270 (89 amino acids)
Source: RefSeq, a predicted model, not a curated record